UGGUGAGCCGUGCGAUUUUUCAAACUUAAAAAAAUAUGUCUUGGCUCAAUAAAGGAUGGGAAUCACUGGUUUAGUCUUCCUGAAGACAAUUGUCCAUUUUUCAGGUGACGAUUUUUUAAAAAUAAACUGUGCUGCUGCUGCUUACGUGGACGCGCUCACACGCACGCACGCACACUCGCAACCCCGUAGGUGUUCACAUGCAAGAAACCUCGCGCCUCAUCAGCUACUGCAACAAGCGGGCAUCUCACUCCUCGGCACGUCCACAGCAGGGAAGCCGGACAUGAAAAUGUGCGCCUCGAAAGAGGCAGGCUUGGCUCCAACUCUUCUUAAAUCAGCUGAAUUGUCUUGAAGGAUUUGUGUGUCGGUUUCGUCUGCGACUCUUCUGCUGACGCGCACUUACCACGCGCGCUCCAUUGCACACAUGAUCGACGAGCAAACGUGCAGCCUGAUUUGGUGCUGCGUUUAGGGAACUUGACAUUGACUCGGGUGCUUUUUUGAGGGCGGAAGCGGGCGGGGAGCCUUCUAAUCGUCACACUUGCGCGCGUGGGAAAUGGAGAGUGGACUCCGUGGGCGGUUUACUGCGUGUCCGCACCUGAGCAGGUGGACGGUCGGCGCCACAGGUGAAUGAAUGCACGAGUAGGUUGAAGUGCGUGGCAUCGAACGUUUUACCCGCACCGCGCCGUGACGAUGGACCUGAAGGUGGAACGGGAGGAAACGGACACCCAUCAUCCCCCACCGAUUGAAGUUUUCGCUCACAGGUCCACGCUGCACGGCAUCUCGCACAUUUUCACCUACGAGCGCUUCUGCUUCCGACGUUGCCUGUGGCUCGUCGUCUUCUUUGCCUCCCUCGCCGUGCUGAUUUUCGUGUGCGUGGACCGAAUCCAUUUCUACUUGGAGUAUCCGCACGUCACCAGAUUGGACGAGGUCGCCAGCCCGAUCAUGACGUUCCCCGCGGUGACUUUCUGCAACCUCAACGCCUUCCGCUUCAGUCGCGUGACACGCAACGACUUGUAUCACGCAGGGGAGCUGCUGGCGCUGCUGAACCACAGGUACGAGAUCCGAGAUGUGCAUCUUGUGGAGGAGAGCGUUUUGGAGAGUCUGAAGGUCAAAUCUGACUUCCAUAACUUCAAACCGCGACCUUUCAACAUGCUGGAAUUCUACGACCGUACCGGCCACGACAUCCACGACAUGCUGCUCUCUUGCCACUUCCACGGCAGCGAGUGCAGAGCUGACGACUUCAAAGUGGUCUUCACUCGCUAUGGUAAAUGCUACACCUUUAAUGCCGGCGAUAAGGAUCGUCCGCCCCUCAUAACCACCAAGGGAGGGAUGGGGAAUGGACUGGAGCUCAUGUUGGACAUCCAGCAGGACGAGUACCUGCCUGUCUGGGGAGAAACGGAGGAGACGUCAUUUGAAGCCGGAGUCAAAGUGCAGAUCCACAGUCAAGAUGAACCGUCUUCCAUCGAUCAGCUCGGUUUCGGAGUGGCACCUGGAUUCCAAACGUUUGUCUCUUGUCAGGAACAGAGGCUGAUAUAUCUCCCACCACCAUGGGGUGACUGCAAGGUGACACCCAUGGACUCCGACUUCUUUGACACUUACAGCAUCACAGCCUGUCGUAUUGACUGUGAAACACGCUACCUCGUGGACAACUGCAACUGCCGCAUGGUGCACAUGCCAGGCGAUGCACCCUACUGCACCCCGGAGCUGUACAAAGAAUGUGCUGAUCCCGCUCUGGAUUUCUUGGUUCAGCGAGAUAAUGAUUUCUGUGUGUGUGAAACACCAUGCAACAUGACCAGAUACAGUAAAGAACUGUCCUUUGUAAAAAUCCCCAGUAAGGCCUCUGCUAAAUAUCUAGCAAAGAAAUACAACAAAUCUGAGCAGUACAUCAAGGAGAACCUCCUGGUUUUGGACAUCUUUUUUGAGGCUCUCAACUAUGAAACCAUUGAACAGAAAAAGGCUUAUGAAGUGGCCGGACUAUUAGGUGAUAUUGGUGGUCAAAUGGGACUUUUCAUUGGCGCAAGCAUACUUACCAUUCUGGAGAUAUUCGACUACCUUUAUGAGGUGAUAAAGUACAAGCUGUGUGGCUGCUCUGAUAAAAAGCACAAACACGACAACAAUGAUCAGGGUACUGUGCUCAGCCUUGAUGACGUCAAGUGUCACGUCAGUAACUUCCAUUAGGUGUCCACAGUUUCGGAAAGCCUCCAGGGACUUUGUUCACUUUUUGUAAGCCAACAGGAAAAAGUAUCUCAACGGUGCCUGAACUUUGGGGCAGAAGCCAAGAAAAUGACAUGCUCAGAUGGCAGAAGUGCAGCGAUGAACACAAGUGACUUUGA
Molecule: messenger RNA, 2330 nt
Organism: Hippocampus comes (tiger tail seahorse)
Lineage: Eukaryota; Metazoa; Chordata; Actinopteri; Syngnathiformes; Syngnathidae
Product: acid-sensing ion channel 1-like
Exons: 10
Coding region: 688-2175 (495 amino acids)
Biological process (GO): sodium ion transmembrane transport
Cellular component (GO): plasma membrane
Molecular function (GO): ligand-gated sodium channel activity
Source: RefSeq, a predicted model, not a curated record